Poecilia latipinna (sailfin molly) is the source of this 1923-nucleotide messenger RNA. It is a transcript of the gene creb3l4, whose product is annotated as cAMP responsive element binding protein 3-like 4. NCBI's taxonomy places the organism in Eukaryota, Metazoa, Chordata, Actinopteri, Cyprinodontiformes, Poeciliidae. The coding region runs from base 98 to 1333 and encodes 411 amino acids. Gene Ontology annotation, molecular function: DNA-binding transcription factor activity, RNA polymerase II-specific; RNA polymerase II cis-regulatory region sequence-specific DNA binding. Gene Ontology annotation, biological process: regulation of transcription by RNA polymerase II. The record is from RefSeq and is a predicted model, not a curated record. The transcript is spliced from 10 exons. Gene Ontology annotation, cellular component: nucleus.
UCUGAGCGGAUUCUCCUAAGCGAGCUGUUCUGGUUCUGUUUUGAUGACGAAUCGAAUGUGCUGAUUCGGAACCAGCUCCAAACAGAACCACUCUCUGAUGGACGCUGAGAGCGGAGCGGUUCUGCCUGGAACCGGGCCAGUGGGUCGCCGGCCCGGUUCGAUCGGCUUCAGCGGCCCCAGAGAGCCCCUGCAGGACUGGGUGGUGGACCCCAGCUGUGUGACCUUGGAUGACAGCGAAUCGGAGGAUGUUCUGCAGGCUGUCGACCCCAACGAAGUGUUCGGAACUGGUACCGGGCCCACCGACACGUCGUCUGAGAGUGACAGCGGCAUCUCGGAAGAGACCCCCGUUGCAAUGGUGACAGCAGUAACCACGGCGACCAGCCAGCCAGCCCCUACAGCAGUCUACCAGGUGGUCUAUGACAUCAGCUCUGUGGGCGGAGCCAAACCUGAACCCGGUCAGGAGAACAUCAUCUCCAUCGAGCUGGAUGAAUGGAGUUCCCAGCUGCUGUUUUCGGACUCCUGCAUCUUCAGCGACUUGCACGCGGUCUCGUCUUCAUCAUCAUCCUCUCCAUCUGACGGCGGCCGGAGCUCCGCCCCUCUUUCAGGUAGAGACCAGGUGCCGCUGUUCCCUGACCUGCGGCUGACAGAGGAGGAGCAGAAGCUGCUGACAGAGGAGGGCGUGUCCCUGCCCAGCAACCUUCCACUCACUAAGGCUGAAGAGCGGAUCCUGAAGAAAGUCCGCAGGAAGAUCCGGAACAAGCAAUCGGCUCAGGACAGCCGCAAGAGGAGGAAGGAGUACAUCCAUGGCCUGGAAAGCAGGGCAGCGGCGUGCUCGGCUCAGAACCAGGAGCUGCAGCGAACCGUGGAGCAGCUGGAGAAACACAACGUGUCCCUCCUGGCUCAGCUGCAGCAGCUCCGCUCCCUCAUCAAGCAGACGGCCAGUAAAGGAGCGCAAACCAGCACCUGCUUACUGAUCCUGCUAGUGUCCCUCAGCCUGAUCGUCCUGCCCAGCUUCAGCCCAUUCAGCCGCCGCCCGUCAGCCGACGACGACUACAGAACCGCCGCAGUUGUAUCCAGAAACAUCCUGACGGAUCCAAACUUCUCCAACCCGGCGGACGACGGCGCCGGUUCCGCUGCACGUUCGGACUCAUCGGUGCCUCCUGAGCUCAGCCAAUCAGGGCCUGCAGAGGGGACAGCGGCACUGCCGGAGCCAAUAGGAACCCUGGAGAGCUUAGCGGGCGCUGACACCAGCCAAUCACAGAACGGGACGGCUGCUGUUGCUGUGCAGACUGGACGUGAGCCGGGGAAAACCGGACACGCUGAUGAGAUGUAACCAGAACCUCCAGCAGGGGCCGCCAGACUGACGCUGAGCAGCUGGAGGACUGGUUCUGUUGGAUCAGAACCAGAACACUGAGGUUCUGGAGUGCUACCAUGACCAGAAUCGGGUUUUAAAGUGGAUCCAGCUACCGGACAAGACUUCACCGAGACUGUUCUCUCUGUUGGACCAGACCUGGGACCGGAACCGACCCGUUUUAUGUUCAUCUUGUGGAGAAACGCUGACCUGGGAUGUUUCCGGGUUGGUUUGUGGGUUCUUGUUGUUCAGUAAAUCGUGUGAUGCUGCAAACAGGUUCUGACUCUGCUCCGUUGAGGUAACCAUACCUUAGCACAAAAGAUUCCUCUAUUGUUUCCAGUUUCAACACGUCCAUCUGCUCAGUCUCAUCAGCUACAUGAAAUCUUGACUAAAAAUUAAAUUUCAACAUUUUUCAUCCUGCAGUGUAUAAAAUACAGCUGAACAUUGAAAGAUUUACUUCCUGUUCUCAUUAAUCCGCACAAUGUACCCAAAAUAAGGAAUAACAAUUUUUUUCACCUUGUUUAUGCUAAUAUAUCAUAUCUAGAAGAAUAAGUCAUUCUAAAUAUAUUUCU